UUUUAACAAUAAUUAUUUUAUUUGCCUGUUUGUUUUGAAUGCACUGGACUAUGAAUUUCCCUACGUAUACACCUGAACGCACCAUACUUUUAUAUGGGUAUGACAGUGGCUCGGGCACGUGUGCAACGAAUGGGCUAAAUAAUUUUAAGCUUUCUUAUUAGUUGGUGGGGUUUUUUUUAUUAAUAUUUUUUUAUAUUUUAAGUUUUCUGAUUAGUUGGCGAAUAGAAGGGGGUGUGAUUUUCCUCAUAAUUUCUUAUACUGGCGAACGAAAUUAUUAGGUACUUUCUUGCCGCUAGUGGGGACGGAGACUUGUGGGCGCCGAGCAGCAGUCUGAGUUUAGGUUAACUGAAGCUGAAUUUGGAGGGAAAUGAACGUGUGCACUCGACAUUUGAGUUACGAGCUCCUGACUGAGGUGGGAGAAGGCUCCUUCGGUAAAGUGUAUAAAGCCAGGGAGGUCGGGGAGAAACAGCGCCUCCUGGCGGUGAAGAAGUUCCACUUAAGCUGUGACACGUCAGAGACUGGAAUACCUCCCUUCAUGAUCCGAGAGGUGGCGCUGCUGCGUAAAAUGGGGCAUUUCAAUCAUCCCAACAUAGUCAAGCUUUUGGAUGCAUCUGUUGUACCAAUGGGCUCAACUCUGGACCUCACGCUGGUCCUGGAAUACAUUGACCAGGACCUGUUCACCUACCUCUCUAAAGUUCCUGCCCCCGGACUGAGCCGCGAGUGCAUAAAGGAUGUGAUGCUGCAGCUGCUACAAGGGCUGGACUUCUUACACACCAACCUGGUGCUGCACCGAGACUUGAAACCAGAUAACAUCCUGAUCAGUAGCCGUGGAGAAAUUAAAAUCACAGACUUUGGACUUGCACGGAUGCAUGCCUUCAACAUAGCUCUUACUCCAGGUGUGGUGACGCUGUGGUACCGAGCUCCUGAGGUGCUGCUGAACUCGACGUACAUGUCCUCUGUGGACAUGUGGAGUGCUGGCUGCAUCUUUGCUGAGCUCUUCCUCUUGAGACCGUUGUUCAAGGGAUACACAGAGGUGCAGCAGCUGCAGAAAAUCUUUGAGGUGAUUGGUUUGCCCCGCAAGGAGGACUGGCCUCAGGACAGCCCGAUCUCAUACUCAGAGAGCUGGGGACCCAAAGGUUCCUGCACAGAGCUGCUGCCCAACCUGGACCCAGAUGAGAAAGACCUGCUAUCUCAAUGUUUGCUAUUCAGCCCGAGUGGUCGCAUCUCAGCUGCCAAAGCCCUGGCUCAUCCUUUCUUUGGGAAGCACUGAAGAUUUGAUUGAGUGAAGAGAAGGAGGAGGAGGAUUUGAACUGCUGCUGCUCUGAGAUUCUGGAAACAGGGAAAUCGACUAAUAGUUGUGCCAUAAAAUCCACCGUACACUUUGGCUGAAAGAUUUUAAAUGGUAUCACCAGCAUCAUGAGAAAAUAUGGUGAGGGGAGAGGUUUCAACACUUCUUAGCUUGACUUGUAGCAGGAUCUUAUGGCACAUCACCUUUGAGAUAAAUUUACCCUCCCUUCUUGUGGUUAAAGGAGCAGCAUGUUCUUUGUUAAGUUUCAGACAUAUUUGAAAGUUUUCUCCCCAGUUGUGGAGCUACUUUGUUGUGUUUGAGUUGCUUUAAUAAGAAGGAAUUUUGGUUUACUAGAUGCCACUGAGAGAAUAUUAUGAACACCUUUAAGUUAUGAGUUAUUUAUUUUGUACUUCAACUAAGUUUUUUAGUUCUUAAAAGCAUCAAAGAAAUGCAACUCUUUAUUUCUUUAUUCAUUUAUUUGUAACGGUAUUUAUGUUUGUAUUAAUAGAUUGUACACGAUAUUUUUGUAUGGGUUAUACUGUUCAUAAAAGAAGCAUUUCCGUAUA
Melanotaenia boesemani (Boeseman's rainbowfish) is the source of this 1854-nucleotide messenger RNA. It is a transcript of the gene cdk21, whose product is annotated as cyclin-dependent kinase 21. Gene Ontology annotation, molecular function: cyclin binding; cyclin-dependent protein serine/threonine kinase activity; ATP binding. Lineage: Eukaryota; Metazoa; Chordata; Actinopteri; Atheriniformes; Melanotaeniidae. Gene Ontology annotation, cellular component: nucleus; cyclin-dependent protein kinase holoenzyme complex; cytoplasm. The transcript is spliced from 8 exons. Gene Ontology annotation, biological process: protein phosphorylation; signal transduction; regulation of G2/M transition of mitotic cell cycle. The record is from RefSeq and is a predicted model, not a curated record. The coding region runs from base 368 to 1270 and encodes 300 amino acids.